CUUCCACUCCAACCCCCCAUUUUCUCUCUCUCCUAAAUUGGUGUUGCUAUUACAUCAAUUCUGAGAAAGAAAACAACAACAAACAAAAGAAACACAAAUGAUUGCAGUGGUGCUCUACUUUCUCCUCUUCCUCCUCGGCCUCCUCUACACCCUCCUCUCCCCCACCAAGAACCUCCUCUCUCCAUGGCUCAAUUCACUCAAAGAUCCCCCCGCCUCCCCUCCUCCUCCUCCUCCGGCGCCGAUCGGAGGGCUGAGAGGCGUGUUCGCGACGUUCGACAAGAACAAGGACGGAUUCAUCACGAAGCAGGAGCUGAGGGAGUCUCUCCACAACAUGGGGAUUUUGGCGGGAGAGAAGGACGUAGAGGACAUGGUGGACAAGGUGGAUUUCAACGGCGACGGCCUCAUCGACUUCGAUGAAUUCUGCAAGCUCUACGAGUCCAUGGAUGGCAGCGGAGGUGGAGAAUCAGCGGCGGCGGAGGGAGGGGAUGGGGAUGGGGAUUUGAGAGAUGCGUUUGAUGUGUUCGAUGGGAACAAAGACGGGCGGAUCACGGUGGAGGAAUUGGGGAUGGUUCUGUCCUCCUUGGGAUUCAGUGAGGGGAGCAAGAUUGAGGACUGCAAGGAGAUGAUCAGAAAGGUGGAUGUUGAUGGAGAUGGGAUGGUUGAUUUUGAGGAGUUCAAGAAGAUGAUGAGGCACGGCCUUGGAAGGACUUUUUUACCGAUUUGAAUUCUUGUUUUACUCCAAUUCAACUGCUACUACUGAUUUUCCAUCAAUAUAGGUAGUAUCUAACUCUUGAUCAUUAUCAUCAUCUGUCAAAGUUGAUUAGUGACACUCUUGAAUCUUGAUUAGUGUGUUUGGAUUGUUAAUUGGGUGUACAGAUGGCUUAACAUGUGGGGUUUGGGAGAUCCUCUGACUCUUGUUAGAUCUGAUACUAGUUUAUUAUUGUUGAAACGAGGAUACAUAUGUUUACUUUACUUAUGAUAUGGAGCUAUGUUAAUAAUUUGUUAUGGAAUCAA
Molecule: messenger RNA, 1014 nt
Organism: Salvia splendens (bonfire salvia)
Lineage: Eukaryota; Viridiplantae; Streptophyta; Magnoliopsida; Lamiales; Lamiaceae
Product: calmodulin-like protein 3
Exons: 1
Coding region: 98-724 (208 amino acids)
Molecular function (GO): calcium ion binding
Source: RefSeq, a predicted model, not a curated record